This is a messenger RNA of Saprolegnia diclina VS20, 1483 nucleotides long. RefSeq lists its product as hypothetical. The record is from RefSeq and is a predicted model, not a curated record. Lineage: Eukaryota; Oomycota; Saprolegniomycetes; Saprolegniales; Saprolegniaceae. Gene Ontology annotation, cellular component: membrane. The transcript is spliced from 6 exons. The coding region runs from base 28 to 1449 and encodes 473 amino acids.
CUUUAUCCGGACUCGGACAUUGGGACGAUGCUGGAGCUGGUUGUCGUGGGCGGCAGCUACGUCGGCUUCUUCGCCUUUGCCCACAUCUUCUUCUCGCGAUGGCUCUUCCAGGACUACGAGGUCAAAGACACGGGCGUCUUCUCGCGGCUCAUCUUCUGCGUCUGCCUUGCGUGCUCGAUGAGCAUUCUCGAGGUCGUCAUCUUUGAGCUUGCGGCAGUUCUCGACAGCGAGACGCGCCAGCUCGUGUGGCAGCUCGACCUCGUCGUGCUCGCGUUCCUCAUUGCAUACCUCAUCCCGUUCGUGCUUAUCUUUACGUUGGCGCGCGAGCAACAGUGCCGGCGACGCACGGCGCUCCUGCUCGCGACAACCUUUGAGCUCGGCUUUCUCUACGCGUUCUGGAAGCUCGGCGACUACGUCACGCUCGUGCAGGACGCGACGCCGCAGCCCACGACGAUCGCGUGGUUUGUCUCGCUUGAGGCCUUUGUGAGCCGUGUGAGCUUCCUUGGCGUCAACUUCAUGGCGGUCCUCUCGGGCUUUGGCGCCGUCAAUGGCCCGUACGAGUACAUGAGCAUGUUUUGGCGCACCGUCGAGGAAGACGACGUGCGCUGCCUCGAGAAGCGUCUGCGCCAGAACCUCGAGAUGGUCGUGACCAAGAAGAAGCGGAUCGUCGUCGAGCGCCGGUACGUGGCGAGCACCGAGACCACGUCGGGCCGGGCCAACCCGCUGCUACGCUUGUGGCACUGGGUCUCGCCGCAAGAGUCGAAAGAGUCGUACCUGCAAAACGUACAGAAGGAGGUCGAGAUCCUCGAGACACUGAGCCAAGAACUCUUCUUGGAGAUCCACGCGAUGCGCGAACUCCAGAAGCGCGCGGCUGAGAUGCGCACGCUCAAAGGGCGUUUCUUCAACCUCAUUGGCUACCUCUUUUGCGGCUUUUGCCUCUACAAGAUGGUCAUGAGCACGGUCAACGUCGUCUUCAACCGCGACCGGGACAAGGACCCGAUCACCAACGCGAUGGAAAAAAUACUGUACCUCUGGCCAGCGCUCGCGUCUUGGAUCAAUGUCCGCUUCAUCUCGGACAUUUCGUCGCUGACGCUCGUGGGCAUCCUCGUGUUUACCCAGACCCGCGGCUUUCUCAUCAUGCUCCUCAAGGUGUUCCGGACGUUCUCGAGCAGUGUCUCCAACAACUCGGUCGUGCUCUUCCUCGCCGAGCUCAUGGGCAUGUACUUUGUGUCUUCGUUUGUCAUGAUGCGCAUGAACCUCCCGACGCAGCACAAACGCCAUAUCGAUGCGGUGCUCGGGCCGAUCGACUAUUACGUGUACUAUUGCUGGUUCGACGUGCUCUUUGUCGUCAGCGCCCUUGUGAGCCUCGGCCUCCUCGCGCUCGUCACCAUGUCCAAGGUCUCACGCACGGCCAUUGACAGCUUUACGCUCCACGACAAGUACCCGUAACUUAGCCGAAAUGCAGCGACCCUUUGCCUUCCCA